AUGCCUUCUCGCGAUAAGUACACCGACCCUGACCUCCGCGACGAAGUCAAAGAAGAAAUCCAUGCUUCUGACAAAGGCGGCCGACCAGGCCAAUGGUCUGCUCGAAAGGCCCAAUUGAUGGCGUCCGAAUACAAAAAACGUGGCGGCUCCUACACAACCGAUAAAGAGACCGGGCAAGACGAGUCCCAGAAACACCUGUCUAAGUGGACAGAAGAAGAAUGGCAGACCAAAGAAGGGGAUGCGAAUGCUACAAAGGAGGAUGAUGGCACGAAGAAACGCUAUCUACCCAAAAAAGCGUGGGAGAAUAUGAGUGAAAAGGAGAAGGAGGAGACGGAGAAGAAGAAGGAAGAAGGCGGGAAAGAGGGAAAACAGUAUGUGGGGAAUACGGGCAAGGCGAAGGAGGAGAGGCGGAAGGCUAGUAAGGAUACUGAGGGUGAAGGGGACGAGGAGGAGGACGAGGAGGAGGAGAGCGGGCAGGAGUCGAAGGGUAAGAAGAAUGGGACUUCUACUGCUGCGAAGAAAGGACAGAAGCCUGGUAGGCCAUCCAAGUCCAAGGACACGGAGAGAAAAGAGAAAGAGGGUGAACAGGAAGGCGAGGACGAAGAUGGCGAUCAUGCAGAAGAAGACGGGGUUGAUAAUGACGGCGAAGAGGAAGAAGAUGGUGACUUCGUCGAAGACACAGAAGCGAAUCAAGCAGACGAAGAGGAGGAUGAAGAUGAUGGUGAUGGCAAUGAAGAUGAACCCCAUGGACAAAAGAGGGUUCAUACACGACAGGAUGAUAAGAUCGAGAACAAGAAGCAAAAGACAAAUGGAGAAGAGAAUGGAGAGAAAGAAUAG
Messenger RNA from Talaromyces amestolkiae, 837 nucleotides. RefSeq lists its product as uncharacterized. The coding region runs from base 1 to 837 and encodes 278 amino acids. Lineage: Eukaryota; Fungi; Ascomycota; Eurotiomycetes; Eurotiales; Trichocomaceae. The record is from RefSeq and is a predicted model, not a curated record. The transcript has 2 exons.